Messenger RNA from Mizuhopecten yessoensis (Yesso scallop), 1096 nucleotides. RefSeq lists its product as uncharacterized. The record is from RefSeq and is a predicted model, not a curated record. The transcript has 2 exons. Bases 96 to 449 code for a protein of 117 amino acids. Lineage: Eukaryota; Metazoa; Mollusca; Bivalvia; Pectinida; Pectinidae. Gene Ontology annotation, molecular function: protein binding.
AUAUCUCUAUUUCUCUGGUAUGGUAUUUUAGUCCGAAUCCGGGAAAGGCGUACAAAAUUUACUUACCACCGGUAGAUUGUCUAUUUUUUAACAGGAUGGAAUUCGAAAAACCUAAUCUGAAAAGAAACGUCCCUGAGGAGAGUGACGUCUCUGAGGAGAGUGACGGCGAUGACUGCGAACUACGCAAGAGAAUGAAAAUUCAGAUUGAACCAUGUUUCCUGCCGAACGAUGUCAAACUGGUCGUCGAGGAUCAACAUCUUCACGUAAACAGAGAUUUACUCGCAUCGGCGUCUCCCGACUUUGCGGCUUGGCUGAAGGAUGAGUGGCAGGAUCACCAACAGGCAGACACCACACUGCGGUUCACAGGGAAAACCUACCAUGAUAUGUCAAUAUUUAUGAAGUGUCUUCUGCCGUCAUUCCCCAAACAAGUAACUAGUAAUUAUCGGUAGCACAAGUAGGAGUGCACGUGCGAGAUCCUGCGAUUUCCCUCUGGAUACACAUGUUUUCUCUGCACCCCUGGAAUCAUUCUCGAUACUCCCAAGAAUUACACUCACUUAAGUUAUCUGCACCCUUGAAUAUGUCAUAACAAAACUAAAGGUUCAUUGUGCGUCACAUUGUAGAUGAAACAAGAAAAUGAGUUUGAUCAUUUGAUGAUCAUUUAAAGAAUCCCACGACAGAGAAGCGGCAAAACUGACCAGCUUACAAGUCGGAUGUCGCUACUCUGUAAUCUUCAAAGGACAUGUGACAGCCUAGAUGUUGUUCAGUGUUUAACUCAUAUCAAUCAAAUAGCUAGCCGCGUGUCUUCACUAUUGUAAUGACAUAUUCCAGGGAGCAGAGAGCGUAAGAGAUUGUUACCCCAGAUGUAUCAAGAAUGCUCUAAAAUAUGUCACAACAAAAUCGAAGGCUCUUUACGCGGCUCCUUGGAUAGAUGCAAAUACACUAGUCCGAUCGAGAUCAAAUCAACAGCGGAACCCUUUGAGUUUUAGAUGAUGGAGAUCGUCACCCAUUUCACAUCUUUACAUUUGUCGAAAAACCAGCAUAAUCCCUAGUACAGGUUAGAAGAACAAAUAUAUCCAUACCCAGCACUUAAAGGUGA